ACAUUUCAAGAACCUGACAAAUCUAUGGUUCCUGCAGAUGGGAGUCGAGUGACUUGCUCCCGCAACAAGCCUACCUGCCAAAUGCAGGUUUCCCCCCACGAACGCAAGCUGACUUGCAUAAAGCUAAGAAUGCCUGUUACCUUUUGACACAUGGAUCGUAGCCUUCUCCUCUCCAAAGAGAAAAAAAAAAUUGUCAGCCUUGUGCCAUGCAUGUGAAAGAUGUCAUGACGCAGAUCAGAUGUCCAAGCUCCCAAAAAAUAAAAAUAGGCUCUUCUCGCAAACUUAAGCUUCACAACACCACACUUCAUGUUGUUGACAACUCCUGUAAGGUCCUCCACCAGGUCUGGAUUUAGGAGGAUAGUUCGCUCCCUUUCUACAUUGUCGUCGAAUCCUCAUAUUUAUGUCUUCCCAGACCCAACAUCAAAUUCGCACAUCCUCUCGCUCCUCCCGACGAAUCCCCCUUCGCAGAAACUUGCAAUUGGCACAACGACCCAAAUACCACCUACUCCUAACUCCUUGACGGAGAACCACCAUUUCCUCUCCAUACUCCAAGAUGUGCUUCGUCUGCACGCUCCUUCCGAUCCCCUAGUCCAGGGCCAAGCUGCUGCGUUUGCGUCUACAUCCGGAUCUGCUCUAGGAUCAGGAGGCAUGUUCUUCCCUCAGCAACCAAAGAGACGAGGGGGUGCAAGCGGGACGUCUGGAGAUGGAGCGGGAGGAGCGAGUAGUCAAGGAGGAGCCGGUGGAGGAGGAAGAGGUGGGUGGGUGCAUGUUAGUGAUUUGAGGGCUCCGCCGGAUUAUGGGCGGAUUGCGUGGCCGGAGGAUAUCUUUGGGAGCUUGGAGGUUGAUGGGAGGGGGCAGUUUGUUGAGGCGGAGGAUGGGACGAGGGGGAAUUGGCAGGCGAGUGGGACGUAUAGGGUUAUUACGAGGGAGGGAAUAUUGGGGUUGGGUGAUUUCUUGAGGGGGAAGUUGGUGGAGAGGUUGAGUGAGGAGGAAAAGAAAGAGACAAGGUAGGACUUUGAACAGAGCACGGAUAUUUUUGGAAGCUCGGACAACGAGGUUGGUACUUCGUAAGUCGAUGGGGUGUAGGCGAUAUGAUGCCAUUCAGAGCUCUUGGAGUGAGUGCUGACUGUUGCAUUGCGGAGCUAUUACCUGGAUCUUGCGUGAUAUAGGUAUCACAAGCAUCCCUCACCAUAACCUACUCGCC
Molecule: messenger RNA, 1204 nt
Organism: Mollisia scopiformis
Lineage: Eukaryota; Fungi; Ascomycota; Leotiomycetes; Helotiales; Mollisiaceae
Exons: 3
Coding region: 307-1011 (234 amino acids)
Source: RefSeq, a predicted model, not a curated record